AUGCAAUACAAACGCUUUGUUGCAGUUGAGUACGAUCUCCUACAGGGAUCGUUCCAAAGGCUAGACCCAACAACCUCUUCUCGCCACUCUUUUAGCAUGAAGUUCAUUACAGUUUCGAAGGUGGCCGUGGCUAUCACGCUCGCUAACAUCGCUGCGCAUGUGUCAGCUGUGCCAGUUGAAUCCACGCCUGGGUCCGUUGAUGUGGUUGUCCGUAAUCUUGGCCAGGCCAACUCUUCAUACUCUCACUAUGCCCCUGUUGCGAAAUUUGAAGCUACACAAUUGAGACGAAGCGACCUUCUCAACGUGAAAGAAGAUUGUGUUGACAUCGACCAUGAUGACAGCCAUAUCGGUGACGAUCAAACCAGCGGCAAUGGAGGCAACGGUGGCAACGGAGGCGAUGGUGGAAAUGGAGGCUCUGGAAGCUCUGGUGGCGACGGCGGCAACGGUGGAAAUGGAGGCGAUGGUGGAAAUGGAGGCUCUGGAAGCUCUGGUGGCGACGGAGGCGACGGUGGCAAUGGUGGCAACGGAGGCAACGGCGGCAAUAGCUCACCGGGCAAGCCAAAGCAUCAUCCUAGCCAUGGCGGCAAUGGAGGCAACGGAGGCGAUGGCGGCUCUGGAAGCUCUGGUGGCAACGGCGGCAACGGUGGAAAUGGAGGCGAUGGCGGCUCUGGAAGCUCUGGCGGCAACGGGGGCGAUGGCGGCAACGGAGGCAACGGCGGCAAUAGCUCACCGGGCAAGCCAAAGCAUCAUCCCAGCCAUGGCGGAAACAGAGGUCACGGCGGCAAUGGCGGUGAUGGUGGAAGCGGCGGCAGCGGAAUCCCUGGCGGAAAUGGCGGCCAUGGUGGCAACGGAGGUAAUGGCGGCCAUGGAGGUUCUGGAAGCCGUGGCGGUCAUGGAGGCGACGGCGGCAACGGAGGCAAUGGCGGAAACGGCGGCAAAGGAAGCCCUGGAAGCCCUGGUGGAGUUGGAAGCCCUGGCGGAAAUGGCGGUAAAGGAGGCCCUGGCGGCAGUGGCGGCAACGGAGGUAACGGCGGCCCAGGAAGCGCUGGUGGAAACGGCGGUAACGGAGGCAAUGGCGGCAACGGAGGUAACGGCGGCCCAGGAAGCGCUGGUGGAAACGGCGGUAACGGAGGCAAUGGCGGCAACGGAGGUAACGGCGGCCCAGGAAGCGCUGGUGGAAACGGCGGUAACGGAGGCAAUGGCGGUAACGGAGGUGACGCUGGCUCUGAAAGCUCUGGAGGCAACGGGGGCAAUGGCUCACCAAGCAAGCCAAAGCACCAUCCCAGCCAUGGCGGAAAUGGAGGUCACGGCGGAAAUGGAGGCAAUGGAGGAAAUGGCGGCAACGGAGGCCCAGGAAGCCCCGGUGGAAACGGCGGCAACGGGGGCAACGGCGGCAAUAGCUCACCAAGCAAGCCAAAGCACCAUCCCAGCCAUGGCGGAAAUGGAGGUCACGGCGGAAAUGGCGGCAAUGGCGGCAACGGAGGCCCAGGAAGCGCUGGCGGAAACGGCGGAAACGGAGGCAAUGGUGGUAACGGAGGCGACGCUGGCUCCGGAAGCUCUGGAGGCAACGGGGGCAAUGGAGGCACUGGCGGAAAUGGCGGCAAUGGCUCACCAAGCAAGCCAAAGCACCAUCCCGACUCUGGUGGAAAUGCAGGCAACGGGGGUAACGGAGGCGACGCUGGCUCUGGAAGCUCAGGCGGCAACGGGGGCAAUGGAGGCAACGGCGGAAAUGGCGGAAAAGGAGGCCCAGGAAGCCCCGGUGGAAACGGCGGUAACGGAGGAAACGGCGGCAACGGGGGCAAUCCAGGAAAUGGCGGAAACACAAGUCCAGGAGGCUCAGGUGGCAAUGGAGGUAACGGAGGUAACGGGGGCAAUGGUGGCAAUGGGAGCAAUUCUCCGAACCGGUCACCUAGAAAGAGCAGCAACUGGCCGCUCAAGACUGGAACCCCCCGUAAAACCGCGAAUAAUAAGUCCGCUACUCCAACAGCGGUUACAAAGUCUCGGAAGCCUUCGCCCAUUUCCACAAGUUGUGACACUGAGACAAGUGAAACAACUUCAAUCUUAAAAUCAUCAACUUCAACGACCACAGAAUCAAUGCCGAACGCGAAAACCACAACAUCUUCCUCAAAAAAAUCACCCAAACCAACAAAAACGCCACCAAACACGACUACUGCCGCACCGAAAACGACAGAAGCACCAAAGCCUAAAGAAACGUCUCCCACCACUACGUCCAGCGACAGCCCGGGCGGAUUUAGCUUACCGGAUAUUGUGCCGAGCCAUGACCACGAUUCGAAUGGUCCAGACACACAGCCAUGGUUCCCGAAUGGUGGAAAUGAUUCAAAUGAUUCCAACGCGCCUUGGAUCCCAAGCGGAAGCCCGAAUACUGGCGAGAUGCCAUGCCCGACCUGUGAUGAGCAACCCUGGGCACCUCAACCAGUGGACUGCCCGUUCAGUAACCAGCAACCAAGCAUGCCUUCACAGCCAGAAGACUGCCCAUUCUGCGACCAGCAGCCUGAUAUCGCCCCACAGCCAGAGGGCGGUUGUGACAUUUGUGACCAACAGCCCCAGAUUGAUUCGCCUUUCGGAGACUUUGGCGGAGGAAUUGGUGGAGACUUCGACAACAUCUCACAAGGACCGGGUGAGGACAUGAUGCCUGGUGGAUUCGGUGACAUGAUGCCGGGUGGAUUCGGUGAUAACAUGAAUAUUUUUGUUAGCGGAUCUUCCGCACAGUAG
Malassezia restricta is the source of this 2733-nucleotide messenger RNA. RefSeq lists its product as uncharacterized. Lineage: Eukaryota; Fungi; Basidiomycota; Malasseziomycetes; Malasseziales; Malasseziaceae. Bases 1 to 2733 code for a protein of 910 amino acids. The record is from RefSeq and is a predicted model, not a curated record. The transcript has a single exon.